CAGCUGCCAGACCCCUGCACAGGAGAAUCAGAGAGGACUGGCCACCAUGUACAGCUCCCGAAGUCUCCAGACACCUCUGGUGGCCCUGUUGCUACUGCUCCUGGUCCCCACAGGUCCUGCGGGAGCCCUCAGUGAUGAUGAGAAACGUGUGAUGGUGGAGCUGCACAACCACUACCGUGCCCAGGCUAACCCGCCGGCUGCCAACAUGCUGCAGAUGACCUGGGACGAGGACCUGGCCGCCUUCGCCAAGGCCUAUGCGCAGCAGUGUGUGUGGGGACACAAUAGCCAGCGUGGACGGCGUGGCGAGAACCUGUUCGCCAUCACUGACCAGGGCCUAGAUGUGCCACUGGCGGUGGAGGAAUGGCACCACGAGCGCAAGCAUUACAACCUCAGUAACACCACUUGUGAACCAGACCAGAUGUGUGGCCACUACACACAGGUGGUCUGGGCCAAGACAGAGAGGAUUGGCUGUGGAACCCACUUCUGUGAGAAACUUAAGGGUGUUGAGGUGACUGACAUCCAAUUGCUGGUUUGCAAUUAUGAGCCCCCGGGGAACGUGAAGGGGCAGAAGCCCUAUCAGGAGGGGACUCCGUGCUCCCAGUGUCCCUCUGGAUAUCACUGCAAGAACUCCCUCUGUGAACUCAUCAGAGGCCCAGAAAUUCAGGAUGUGUCUGACCUGGUAACUGAGAUGUCCUCGCCCCUGGCAACAGAGGCCUCAGACUCUAGGAAAACCGGUAUUCCUUCUUCCCUAGCAACGAAAACUCCAUCUUUCUUGGUGACAGGGGCUUCAGGCUCCCAGGCAACAAAGACUCUACCUGCCAUAGAAAACACGGCCCCCGCUUCCCUAGCAACAGAAGAUCCCAACUCCAAGGCCACAGAGACUCCACCUUCCUUAACAGCUGAGGUCCUUUCCUUGUCCUCAACACACAGCCUGCUCUCCUCAGAUGCGGGGCCAGCUUCCUUCCUCAGCACAACCCAUGGCCCCACCCCCCAGCUGGCAGAUGCAGAGGCCAGCAGUAUAAGAAUGCCCUCCAAGAGCCCCAAGAGUCCUCUGCUCCCCAAGAUGUCUUUGAGGGGGACACAGGAGCCACAAAAGCAUUCCCAGGGCAAGUUGGAGGUGAGGACCUCACCUUCCAGUGAGGUCUUGGCCUCAGUUCUUCCAACCCAGGGAGAGGCAGGUGGGCUGCAGGCCACAAUGGACCACCUAGGGAACACCUCUAAUUCCCUGUCCAACUCCCCUGAUGUCUCUGCCACUGCAAAUGCCAAGGGUGGACGUACCCUGGCCCUGCAGUCGUCCUUUCCAGGUGCAGAAGGUCCUGGAAAGUCUGUUUCCUCAUCUGGACUGAACUCGGGUUUGGGUCACAAAUGGGGGCCCCUCCUGGAGCUGCUGAUACUGCUUCCUCUAGUGUUGGCUGGAAUCUUCUGAAGGGGUCACUACUCAAAGGAUUGCCUCCUGCCUUCCCAGGGUGAAGAGAUCAGCCGCUUCCUGCUGUCACCCCAUCCUGUCUCCAGUGCCCCAGAUGAGAUGCUUCUUAGCGAAGACCCUCUGGAAGGGAAAAACUACAGGG
Molecule: messenger RNA, 1568 nt
Organism: Erinaceus europaeus (western European hedgehog)
Lineage: Eukaryota; Metazoa; Chordata; Mammalia; Eulipotyphla; Erinaceidae
Gene: PI16
Product: peptidase inhibitor 16
Exons: 7
Coding region: 47-1426 (459 amino acids)
Cellular component (GO): extracellular region
Source: RefSeq, a predicted model, not a curated record